AUGCGGGAAAACUUUCGGUGGUCCUCCAUUUCUGCAAACUUGGGCGAAGAUAUAGCAGCAGCAGCGUUCGAAUUCAUCGGGACCGUAUUUUUUUUGCUUUUUGGUCUCGGUGGGAUUCAAGCAGCAGCAGCAGCGGAAAGCACUAUCGAUAACGCUCCGUCAACGGGGAUGAUCAGCCACAUCAUGUACAUCGCAACGUGCAUGGGUCUGAGCUUGCUCGUAUCUGCAUGGUUGUUCUUCAGAGUGACUGGCGGUCUGUUUAACCCCAACGUAUCUCUUGCGUUGUUUCUAAUUGGAGUACUUGGUCCGGUGCGAUUUGUGCUUUACUGUAUCGCACAAUUGGUUGGAGGAAUUGCCGCGGCUGCGAUUGUCAGGUCGUUGACCUCUGCACCUUUGGGCGUCAAUACAUCUCUGACUCCCCAAAUCAACAGUGCACAAGGCGUUUUUAUAGAAAUGUUCAUUACAGCCGCACUCGUCAUAGCUGUGUUGAUGUUAGCAGCUGAAAAGCACGAAGCUACCCCCUUUGCUCCAGUUGGUAUUGGCCUAACAUUGUUCGCGUGCCAUCUCUUUGCCGUUUAUUAUACGGGUGCUUCCAUGAAUACAGCAAGAUCAUUUGGACCCGCCGUCGUAUCCGGUUUUCCGGUCCCAAAUCAUUGGAUAUAUUGGCUGGGGCCUUUUCUAGGAUCGAUUCUUGGGACAGGCAUUUACGCAUUACUGAAGCACUACCAUUAUUGGGACCUUACUCCCCAUCAAGCUACAGGAGACUUUGAGAAAUCCCCAGAUGAUCCUGUCGAAGGGGCUAAGCGAGCGCUGACGGGUAAGGAAAACAGGGAUGAUGUUCAACGAGACGGAGCAAGUGAGGGUACAAGUGGAUUUGGAAAUGAGGAAAGGGUGUAA
This is a messenger RNA of Psilocybe cubensis, 897 nucleotides long. RefSeq lists its product as uncharacterized. Bases 1 to 897 code for a protein of 298 amino acids. The transcript is spliced from 6 exons. Gene Ontology annotation, biological process: transmembrane transport. Gene Ontology annotation, molecular function: water channel activity. Lineage: Eukaryota; Fungi; Basidiomycota; Agaricomycetes; Agaricales; Agrocybaceae. Gene Ontology annotation, cellular component: plasma membrane. The record is from RefSeq and is a predicted model, not a curated record.